This is a messenger RNA of Trichoderma virens Gv29-8, 837 nucleotides long. RefSeq lists its product as uncharacterized. The record is from RefSeq and is a predicted model, not a curated record. Lineage: Eukaryota; Fungi; Ascomycota; Sordariomycetes; Hypocreales; Hypocreaceae. The transcript is spliced from 3 exons. The coding region runs from base 1 to 837 and encodes 278 amino acids.
AUGAGCAUGAAUCCUCUCAAGUCAUCACGCCACGACCUGCCAAGCCGCGCAGGGAUUGCCGCCGACUACUGGGUCGCUAUUGAAUUAGCUCCGAGCUCUGUGAGGAGCCGUCUGGUCCAUGACAGGGCACCCAAUUCAGCCACGCACGUUUUUGCCAGCUCCCAGCGACGAUGGCCUAAUGAUAGCCGUACGGAGUACGACGACAGCUUACGGCUGUUGGUAUGCCACGAAGUACUAGCAUACGAGCAGCAGCAGGAGUACGAGUGCAGAUAUCGAGCCAUGCAGCAGCGCAGGACGGACGAUGGGCAUCAAUCCCUGUCCCUUCGUAGUGCCGGCACACACACACACACCUCUUCACACACACACGCAUACUUGUACACACGCACCGCGGCAAUGGCGAAUGGCUCCCGAGAGAAUGCAAGGAGAGAGGAGAGGAGAGGACAAGAAAGCAUUCCGCCGCCGACGACCAUGAUUAUGCGCGCUGGCUGCUUAAACAGACGCUAUGUCGGAAGCAACCUUUCUGAUGCUUGUUCGCCGCAGAGUCUAGCCGGGGGGUUGAGGGAGGCCAGUUGUGGACAAACGGCCUACUGCUUGUGCCUACGAGUACUCGCACCGUCACGCCUCUCCCAGACACCGCGUUGCACGUUGACGGGCCAGAAGAUGGCGUCAGCAAUGGCUUCCCCAUAUAGCGUGCCACAUUCCCGAAGCACACUGGGCGUCAAGGCCCUGCAACCCAUGCUCUUCUCACCAAAGGCCGACGUUGGAUCUCGCUCCCUGGACGGAACUAGCCAGCAGGCCAGCCUCAGCUCCCAGACUCACAAGGGUCAGCUCCAUUAG